AUGAAUACAGAUAAUCAACAAACAAAAAUUGAUAUAACCAAUAUUAUAACUGAAUGUAAUAAGACAUGUAAAAGUCCAUUAACAAAAUCUAAAGUUCAAAUGUCACGUUCUCAUUCGCCUACACUUGAACUGCUAGCAGCUGUACAAACUAAACUUGAUAAUUAUAUUACUUCUGUAUCUAAUACUAUUUCAAUAUCUACAGUACAUGAAGCAUCAUCUUCACCAAUGCAUGAAGAACAACAACCAACAAUACAUACACGUACAUCAUCAUCACCAUCAUCAUUAUUAUUACAAAAGCAGAUUAAAUCUCAAAAAAAUCUUAGCAUACAACCACUUGAUAAAGUAACUUAUGAAGAAACAAGAACAGAUAAUGGUAAUUUUAAACAAAAAUGUUCAGUAGAAAUUUGGUUACCUAAUGCAUGUGCUGAUAAUGAUGAGGAAAAUACAAGUCGAACGGUAUCACGAAAUUCUACUUCAAUUGAAAAAAUAUCUCAACCAAUACCUAUUGAAAGUCCUCGAUCGGGUAUAAAUGUUUUACCAUCAACUACAAUAAAUAAUCAAAUAAAACCUUCUGAUGAAAUCUCUUUAAAAAAUUCUGAAAUUACUAUUAUACCUCAUGUUCAAAAUAAUGAAGAUUAUUUAAUAGAUCGACCUGAAAAAAGACCACGUUCAAGUAAAACUAAUAGUACAGCAAAAUCAAAUAAUAGUAGGUCAAUGAAAAAUAUUAAACGAUCAUAUGUUCAUCGUGCAGCAUCAACAUCGUCGUCAAAUAAAGAGAUAUUUCAUUAUGAAAUAACAGAAAUACCUACAACAACAAGAAAUUUCUUUCCUAAUUUAAGCCAAACUUAUUCUCCUCAUCAAUUAAAAGAAAACAUCGGAUCUAAUAAUAGUUCUAUAAGACAAUAUCCAAAGAGAAAAAUAAUACCAACAAAACAACAAUUUGAACAAACACAUUAUCCUUUAAAAUAUAAUGUACAUAAUCCAAAUGAUUCAACAUUAAAUACUUCUUUUAAUCAUUCAAAAGUUUCUGUGAAAAUACUUCUUGGUAAUACUACACCCAAUCGAUCAACUGGCAUGAAUAAUAUUAUUAGCGCAAGAUUAUCUCAUCAUCGUUUACCAAAUCAUAAAUCAUCUGGCUCUGAUAUUUUACCGCAAACAUAUUUAUCUCCAAUGAUUGAAAAUUAUCGAACUUCAACAACAUCAAAGUUUAUUGAUCCAUUACCCAUAAUUACUGCAGGAAAGUCUAAUGAUCUGUUUCAUUCUACACAGCGUAAUAUUUCCCCACGUUUACCUAUUCGACGAGACAGUCUAGGAAAUGUUUCAAAUUCAUCAAAUCUAUUACAAUAUAGAAAUCAUGGAAUCGAAUAUAUUUCAAAACGUAUAUCACCAUUACAUGUUUUUCGUUCCGAACAUCAGCCGUCUACUCAAUCUCAUCUUCAGUUAGUUCAAGAUCAAACUUCUAAACAUAAACAACUUGUUCAUUUAAAAUACAGUAAAGGUGAAAAUACAAAUUGUAAUUAUCUUAUACCUAAAUAA
Adineta steineri is the source of this 1536-nucleotide messenger RNA. The record is from the annotation of a GenBank genome assembly. NCBI's taxonomy places the organism in Eukaryota, Metazoa, Rotifera, Eurotatoria, Adinetida, Adinetidae.